AUGAAGACUUCGAUAUCAUCAGACGUGUGGGAGAAGAAGAAGGCCCUCAUUGCCAAACUGUAUAUGGAGGAGGAAUGGCCACUCAAGCAGGUCAUUAAGCAGAUCCGUUCAGACGAUUUCAACCCAAGUGAAACACAAUUGCGCAGCCGCCUCAAGAAAUGGCGUGUUACAAAACCCUCCCGCCAAACUCGCAAGAAGCCUCAGGGCGUAGAUGAUGAUUUCGACAAGGAUGGAAGAUCCUCUACGGCCUCUCCUCGCAAUCAGAAACGAUCGCCGAUUCUAAGAGAUGCGGGCAAACACCCGGAGUGGGCGCAUCCUCUCUGUGCGCCUCAGCCUCACGUCGUUUCUCAACAAUUGACUCCCAGCCCAUCGGGCGAUGGUUUAAUUCGCGAUCACUCGGCCAUAUUUGCCGAUCCCAGUCCAUCCACUUCUUUCGAGCACCCCGGUCAAACAUCCACAGCGGCCCCAGGCUUAAUGGUCAACACUUCCUCCGUUGUGACUCCGACCUAUUCGACUCUCCCACUUUCACCCGAGUCAUGUCUCCCUAGCCCGGGAGCAACAAAUGCUCAAAUGGCCCAGUGGCCUCCUCGUUCGGUCUCUCUCGACUUGGGUCUUAACCAACCGAUGCAUCCCCGGCCCCUUGCUUCUGCCUCGGGAUACAUGAUUCCCCCCCCAGGAAUGUUUCCUCAAGAAUUCACUCACUAUCCCGGAGAAGAUUACCAAAUUUACGACGCAAAGCCGUGGAAGCGCACCAUGUCUCUGAACUAUGAUUACGGUCAACAUCAACAUCACCACGGCUAUGGUCGCCCUGAUCACUCCGACAGAAAGUACCACCACCAAGCAGCCUACCACCAUCCCCACGGCGACAUGGUUUCUCUCCCGCCUAGUCAACCGGUGAUGUGCGCGCCCAUGAUGCCGUACUCCAACUAA
This is a messenger RNA of Penicillium cosmopolitanum, 930 nucleotides long. Its product is annotated as Clr5 domain-containing protein. NCBI's taxonomy places the organism in Eukaryota, Fungi, Ascomycota, Eurotiomycetes, Eurotiales, Aspergillaceae. The record is from RefSeq and is a predicted model, not a curated record. The transcript has 3 exons. Bases 1 to 930 code for a protein of 309 amino acids.